Messenger RNA from Orbicella faveolata, 1940 nucleotides. RefSeq names its product stomatin-like protein 1. Gene Ontology annotation, cellular component: plasma membrane. The record is from RefSeq and is a predicted model, not a curated record. Lineage: Eukaryota; Metazoa; Cnidaria; Anthozoa; Scleractinia; Merulinidae.
AAAUCUUCUGAGGUCUCUAUGGCGAAGGCGUUCACUUACAGCCGAUUGCCAGAGCAUCAGGUAGCAGUGUAUUACGAUGGAAGCGACAAAGCAGAGAAACCAUCAGAGUGGAAUAUCGUGGAAUGUUUCGUUUCAUUCUUGUCUUCGAUUCUUCUCCUUUUCACGUUUCCGAUAUCACUAUUUUUCUGUCUAAAGGUGAUAAAGGAUUAUGAGAAAGCUGUCAUCUUUAGACUGGGAAAACUGUUGCCUCCAAAGGGACCGGGAGUGGUGUUCAUUAACCCAUGUAUUGAUGUGUGGACUAGAGUGGACACAAGAGCAAAAGCAUUCAGUGUACCACCACAACAGAUACGUACCAGUGAUGGAGGGCUUGCAUCAGUUGGUGCAGAGGUACAAUUCUGUAUCAAAGAUGCAGUUUUGUCCAAAACAUCAGUCCAGGACCUUAAUCAUUCCUUGCGUAUGCUGGCGCAAACAACACUUGUUAGUUCUCUGGCUUCCAGAAAGCUUCUAGAAGUUCAGCACGAUAGGAAAUUUAUCAACAAACAAGUUCAGGAUGUUGUUAAUGCAGCUGCAGCCAUUUGGGGUGUGGAGAUAACUAGAAUAGAAAUGUCAGAGGUCAGAGUGUUGAAGGAAGCUGAUGAGGUUGUGGGCGCUCUGUCCGCUUUAUUUGGUGGAGGAUCACAGGGUUUGAACCUUGGAAAUAUGACCUUCGCUAAUCCUGGCAUGGCUGGUAUGUUGUCAGCAAUGGGAGGUGGUAACAUCCGCAGUGGACCCACCCUCCCCACCCCUGCUGAUCUGUCAGUUGCUUCUUCUUGCUCUGGAAAUGGAGAAACUGGCGCCAGCCUACUUACUCCUGAGCAGCUGGUAAAGUUGGUCAGCAGUGUCCUAAGUGAGAGCCUUGUUCAGGAGAUUGGUGGCAUGUUUCAAUUCAACAUCCUUGGUGAAAAUGGAGGGACAUGGUAUCUGGAUCUCAGAGGUGGACAUGGAAAAAUAUAUACUGACAAACCAGUAGAUAAUCCAGAUGUAGUACUUACAAUGAGUGUGGAUGACAUGCAGCAGAUAUUUUAUGGACAGACAACGGCUUUUGAUGCUUAUAUGCAAGGUACAUUAAAGGUUGAUGGUGACUUAAGAAUGGCUAUGAGUCUUGAAGCUAUUGUCAAAAUGCUGAAGGAAAAACCAGUCGUCCCUGAAAAACAAGUCUCACAAGGACCUGGAGUAUACAUUGUUUAAAACCUAUGGUGGUGCCGAUGUUUGGAGCAGAUAUUAUACGUGUCUUACUAACACUGAAGCUUAAAGAAACUCAUUGAAAAGAACUCAUCGCCCAGCAAUGGUUUAGACAUACAUUUAGUAAAAUUUCUACAAUUUAAUGAGACACUUAAUAGAUUAGAAUUGUGAUUCUAGGUUUCUAUCUAAGUAUGUAUGUAUUAGGUUUUUAUUUUGUCUCUUGCCACUUUUUUUACCCUUUAGUCUUGCAGUGAUGGGUAUAUCCCUUCGCAGGACGUCCCCCCCCCUUCCCUAACGUAGAUGUAGAUUUGUGGUAUCUCCAAUAAUUUACAUAGCAUUGUUUCAACAUCUCAUCACUCCCAGAGACACGUGGGUAGUCUGAGCAUCAGCUUCACGCGCAAGGAUUUUUGGGAUCGUUUAGUUCGAAAAUAUGAGUUCUGAUUGGUCAGUAGUUGCCUUUAGAUCCCUGAGCUUUCUGUUGUUAAACAAACGAUGUAACAAAAAUUGAUUUAUUACUGCUUUCCACUCGUUAUUUUGACUGUAAAUACCAUAUCAGAAAUGUUUCAAUUUAGUUCUAGCCUAGUGUUCUUCGAAGUAGCUGUAUAUAGGCAAAAUGCAUUAAAGUUUCGAAUAUAACGACCUCGUAAGGUAAAGUCUGCAUACGAGCCAAGUGGCCCAUCAAGCUGGCGCUUAUCUCCAGUUUCUGUAGCAUGAAGCGA